AUGGUGCGCACCGGGUUCUUCCAGCAACUUGUUGCAACCGUGCCCAUGACGCUGAUAUGCCAAGACGUGCCUCAAUCCGAGGUCGUCGUUGGCAGCCAUGGAAAUCCAGGCUCUUGGUUAGAAGCUAUGAACUGCUUCGUUAUCUCACACCCGUGGCUCACGAAGACGGACCCCGACCCAUAUGACACGCAGCUGCAAAUACUGGUCGAGGAGAUGGACCCGGAGUGUGCUGCAGACGACGACGCAAUCUUCACUGACAAAAACAAACCCCAACACUGCGCGCUGGAUGAUGAUCUCCAGCGCUGGGAUGCGGAAGGAGGUUGGCCAGAACCUGGUAACGACCGAGCUGUCCAGACUCAAGCUGAGGAAAUCAGUUCCCAGAAGGCAGUGCCUUCUUCUGCAACUUCGGGCAGCGUGAGUUUCACCUGUCACAGCGCUGAGCAUGGACGAUUGCAGUCGCGCUAG
Molecule: messenger RNA, 465 nt
Organism: Prorocentrum cordatum
Lineage: Eukaryota; Dinophyceae; Prorocentrales; Prorocentraceae
Source: the annotation of a GenBank genome assembly